Closterium sp. Yama58-4 is the source of this 546-nucleotide messenger RNA. The record is from the annotation of a GenBank genome assembly. Lineage: Eukaryota; Viridiplantae; Streptophyta; Zygnematophyceae; Desmidiales; Closteriaceae.
AUGACUUGGAGUAUGAGACGGGGGUGGUCAAGUGCUUUCACAGCUGACACUCAUGUCACGCAAGGGGGCAAGCUGCUGCUGCAGCCGCAUCCCCCUUAUAAGCACCGCGUUGCGUUCUGCUCGCCGCCAGUACACUCGAAACUGGACGGGAGGAGGCUGUACGAGUGGCUGGAGUACCACUACCAUCUGGGUGUGGAUUACUCGAUCAUGUACGACGCAGGGGGGAUCGACGAUGAAGUCACUCAGGUGCUGAUACCAUACGAGCAGGGAGGGCUGUUGGAGGUUAGAGACAUAGGGGACUUUCUGGAGUACGAGACAUGGCUCUAUGCCCAGGUGAUGGUGGUGAACGACUGUGCAUACAGCACGCGCUACUCAGCCACGUGGACACUCUUCUUCGAUCUCGAUGAAUUCUUCAACGCUGAUGACCCGCCCCCACCACAGAAGGUACCCCCCCUCCGAAGGUACCCUCUUGUGGCGAGACAUGCCUUGAGCCCCAACUCCCUGACUAGCCUUCACGGUGGACCGUGGGUGACUCCUGCUCCCUAA